CAUGCAUUACACAAUGAGCAAGCUAAGAAUACUUUGUCUGCAUGGUUUCACAUCAAAUGGAGCUGUGCACGCUCAGCAACUACGGCGAAUUACGUCACAGUUGCCAGAGUAUGACUUUUUGUUCCCGGACGGGCCGCACCAGGUCGACAUAAAGGAACAGAUGGACAUGUCGAACCCCGGAAACCAAGCAUGGUCAAAUCUUGUCUUGUCUUCAGGCCCCGCUGGCCACAGGGCAUGGUGGUUCGCGCGUGACGGAGACUGGAAGUCGAAGACCACAGGAGGCUUUAUCGGACUGGAAGAGUCACUCGAAUAUCUCGGAAGGUUUUUGCAGGAACACGGGCCUGUUCACGCAAUCUGGGGAUUCAGUCAAGGAGCGUGCUUCACCGGGAUGCUGUGCUCUCUUCUCCAGCCCAAGCUUGCCAGUAACUUCCUGCGAAAGCACAUACCGGCUCAUGCGGCACCCCCGCCACAGGCUGGCGUUAUAUUUUCUGGGUUUAGGGCCAGAUUUCCUCAGUACGACGGCCUCUAUGAGUCAGUAAUAGAUAUGCCGACGCUUCAUGUCUUUGGCAAGCAGGACCCUUUGGUCCGUCGAGAACGAAGUGAGGCUUUGAUGACGGUGUGCAAAGACCCCGAGUCUCUGAUUCAUCCCGGUGGCCACGAUAUUCCUAAGGCGGCUGAGGAUGUGGCUAAGAUUGUUCACUUCACGAGGAAACAUGUCCAAGGCGACCCUUCGACAGCAUUGCAGGCAUCAAUGUGAUAUUAUAAUGUGAUGAGCCUUCUAGGCAAGAUAUGUCUACUUUUGGACUGCCAAAUAACGUUGUGUACGGCUGGUUGAACAGGAAGUUGCCAUGAACGCGAAUUAAGAUCGAGAUGAGAUUUGAGGGUAACGCUCAGAAUUUGCGAGCAUCUGAUAGAGUGCUGGUGAGUGGACGAAUUAAGGAUUAGAUUUGCACGAUGUCGCCUGGCUGCUACUUUAAAGACGGAUAAAUGGUGGUGGCUUGGAGAAGCCGAAUGUAAAUCCGUUUAGAGUGUCUGUCAUUGGUUGCACAAAGGGAAGUCCAGAUGAGCACUUAGUUCAAUAAUGGCAUGGUUAGAGAAACGAGUUGAUUGCUCGUGAAUAAAAGGUGGCAAGGACCAAUCUAUCAUUCAUCAGCAUCCAUCUUGACGAGCCAUCGAAGGUGUGAGAAUGAGCGCGACAAUGCAUCAACUCCUUCAUGGAAACCAACAGCUCUACUGGAAAUGCACUAGACUUUCUGAUCCUGCGUUUCAAAC
Messenger RNA from Verruconis gallopava, 1272 nucleotides. RefSeq lists its product as uncharacterized. The transcript has a single exon. The record is from RefSeq and is a predicted model, not a curated record. The annotation marks the transcript as partial. Lineage: Eukaryota; Fungi; Ascomycota; Dothideomycetes; Venturiales; Sympoventuriaceae. Gene Ontology annotation, cellular component: cytoplasm; nucleus.